AUGGGAAGCAUUGCUGAACCGGUGCUGGGGCUGCUGGUGUGGACCCUGAUUGCUGGAACAGAAUACUUUCUCUAUCCAGCCUUUGGCUGGGUGAUGUUUGUAGCUGUGUUUUACUGGGUUCUCACCGUCUUCUUUCUGAUCAUCUACAUGACAAUGACCUACACCAGGAUCCCGCAGGUGCCAUGGACCAUGGUGGGUUUGUGUUUUAAUGGAAGUGCCUUUGUUUUGUAUCUCAUUGCUGCCAUUGUAGAUGCAUCUUCAGUUACCAAAGAUCUGGACAAUCACAAUUACAACAGCUGGGCAGCUUCUUCAUUCUUUGCCUUUGUGGUUACCUCCUGCUAUGCUGGAAAUACGUAUUUCAGCUUUAUAUCCUGGCGAUCACGAACUUUGCAGUAAAUACUUUGUUAAAGUGAAUUAUGUUGUGUAAAGUCCUUUGAGGAUUAUUCAUUUUUGAGAAAAGCUUGGAAGAGGGGUGAGGUAUUUUUGAACAUUUCUCCUAGAAUCGACACGAUAUAAACUGAGAUCAGUUGAUUAUUUAUAAUAAUGCCAUCUUUAGAGACAUUUUUACCUGACUUUGUACUAUAUAAUAAAAUUUCAUACUGCUUUUUUUAAAAUUAACAUAGUAUUUUUCUAGACAUUGUAUAAUUGUUACUGCUAGACCUUUAAAAAAAUCUUACUCAAUGUGCCAUGUAUGUGAAUGUAACUUUUUAAAUGUUACUGUUAUACUUUUGAUACUGAAGGCUACCAAAACUAAGAUUGAUAUUGUAUCAUUAUUAUGUAUGAAAAAGUGACAUUGUGCAGAAAAAAACCCACCUGAAAGUUUAAAAAAUAAAUAAAUAAAUGAUCCAACUGU
Messenger RNA from Zonotrichia albicollis (white-throated sparrow), 853 nucleotides. NCBI's taxonomy places the organism in Eukaryota, Metazoa, Chordata, Aves, Passeriformes, Passerellidae. The record is from RefSeq and is a predicted model, not a curated record.